AAGAAAUUGAGUUUUUCAGAAAAACUAACCUCAAACAUUUACCCCACAAAAAUGUUAAAAAUCAAAAAUAUCUUAACUUUAACUGAAAAAUGCGCUCCAACUAUACGUUUAUUAUCAUCAGCAGUGCCCCAACCUUCGGAAAGCACAACCCAAAUUGAAACAGCUCAAAUCCCUUCAGACCUCCAACAAGAAGUCUUAAAACACCCAGAUUACUUUCAAGUCCACAAUCUAUUCACUGUCAAAGACCUCUUCGAUGCUAGAAUACACUAUGGUCACAAAGAAGGCUCACUUGACCCAAAAAUGCUGCCUUACAUUUAUGGUUCUCGACUGGGACACACUAUCUUCGAUUUGGACAAAACGGCAGAAUAUUUACGACGCGCCCUCAAUGUAGCAGCUCACAUAGCUUACAGAGAUGGUGUUAUUUUGUUUUUAUUAAGGGGAGCCCAAAAUUCUCAUUUAGUUGAAAGAUAUGCCAAAGAAUGUGGUGAAUUUGCCCAUACGAGAUUCUGGAGAGGAGGCAUUUUCACUAAUUCAGAGAAGCAAUUCGGGGCAGUCACAAGAUUGCCUGAUUUGUGUAUUUUUGUGAAUACUUUGAAUACAGUAUUGACUCAGCAUACUGCAGUAAGAGACGCCGCUAAAAUGGGCAUUGCAACUAUAGGAAUUGUAGAUUCAAAUUGUAAUCCAAAUCUUUUAACUUAUUUAGUGCCUGGUAAUGAUGAUUCACCUGUAGCUGUAGAAAUGUAUUGUAAAUUGUUUAAGGAAGCUAUAUUAAGAGGAAAAGCUAAAAGAAAAGAACAUUUAGAGAUUUGAGGUAAAUAAUAAUUGUAUUUUAAUUAAUAUAUAGUUGAACCAUUUUUUAUAUUUAAAAAAAAAACACCGAAAUAUUAAAUUAACAUAGAUUACAACUUAGUUGUCAAAUGUCUUUUUUUUCAUUUUCUGAUACAGUGUGGUGAUUUUCAUUAUUUUCAUUAUUGAUUACGUGUUCAGAUUCAUUGAUUUCAUCAUCUUUUUGUUUUUUCAAAAAUCUACCGCCAGCGUAGCCUGCAAAAGCACACCCAAUAGCUGCCAUUCCUCCCACUUUAAGGCCUGCCAGUAAUCCUAUGGGGCCACCAAGUAGAGUGCCCACAAAGGCACCCGUAGCUGGAUAUGCUACA
This is a messenger RNA of Ceutorhynchus assimilis (cabbage seed weevil), 1154 nucleotides long. NCBI's taxonomy places the organism in Eukaryota, Metazoa, Arthropoda, Insecta, Coleoptera, Curculionidae. The record is from the annotation of a GenBank genome assembly.